AUGUCACCGUCUUCAGAGUCCUUGAGAUGGUCGGCUCAACUUCGUGUCGCUCCGUCAAAUCGUCGUCUCGUUGGAGACAAGAUUACCUUGCCACAGUCUGCCCUCGAAUCACUCCUGGCUGCCGCGCCCGUGGUCUCUAUCCAGAACAACACGAAUAGACAGCGGACAUCGUCCUUCGAUCCCUUCAACCCUUAUUCAUUCGCCGCUGAGCGCCGUGCUCGCGAAGCUUUCGAAGACCGUCAGCAACAAUUACCCCAUCCUCUCACUUUCCGCCUUGUCAACCCGCACAAUGGAAGGGCAGUAUACGCUGGCAUCCGCGAAUUUUCGGCCGCCGAAGGUACGGUAGGCUUGAGCAGCGGUCUUCAAGAGGCGCUGGGCCUGCAAAAUGUCACACCUUCUGCUUCCACGACCCGGGAAGGCACUCCGGAUGGGGAUGUGGUCAUGACAAACGGGACCGACACAUCUAAGGGAGAAUUGAUAACUAUACAUGCGAAGCAAUUGCAGAAAGGCACUUUUGUCAAGCUGCGACCUUUGGAGGCUGGAUACGAUCCGGAGGAUUGGAAGUCUCUGUUAGAACGCUAUCUGCGGGAUAACUAUACCACGCUGACCCGCGGAGAGUUGCUUGUCGUGCCUGGUGCCCAUCAUGAAAGAUUUCGGUUCUUGGUCGACAAGUUUGAACCGGACGAGGAUGGCAUCUGUAUCGUUGAUACCGAUCUCGAGGUCGACAUAGAGCCUUUGAACGAGGAACAAGCGCGGGAGACUCUGAAGAAGACACUGGCAAAGAAGAACCGAGGCCAGGAGUCACCUGAAGGAAGCUCAUUAGGAGGCCCACUGAGGUUUGGCAGCGAGAUUCAAGGGAGAGUCCUACCUGGACAGUAUGUCGACUACGAAUUGACAGACUGGGACAAAACCCGGGAUCUCGAAGUUACCUUGCAGGCUUCCGACGAUGACACCAGGCUGAAUCUACUGGUUACGCCUUUCUCUGCCAAACAUCGCUCGAAGCCACGAGACGACGAGUACGUCUUCGGGGACCUCAGUGUACGACCCACCAAGAGACUGAAACUCUCGCACACAAGCGUCGACCUCGAGGCCGCCGAAGCCUUGAACGUCGCUGUGCACGCUUGGAGUAACAAGAAAGAACAUUCUCAGGAUGAAGCCCGGCCAAUCUCCUAUAGCCUUCAAAUCUCCACCCCUACGCAGGCAGAUGAUGCAGGCGAUGAGAACAGUGCGCUAUCUCCCGAGGAUGUGAUGUGCAAGAACUGCCGUCAAGUAGUUCCCAAGCGCACCCUUCCUCUUCACGAAGCAUUUUGCUACAGGAACAACAUUCUGUGUCCGAAGUGCUCGGAGGUAUUCCUGAAGAAGUCCGACGCCUGGCAAAACCACUGGCACUGUCCCCACGACGGAGAACACGGCAACGAUGCUGCUUCACACGAAAAGCACGACGCUAUCCUCCACCCACAAUCACCGUUACAGUGUCCAGAAUGUGACUUUCAAGCUUAUGACGUGCCGAUUCUGGCACAUCAUCGAACGACGACCUGCCCAGGGAAAGAAAUCUUAUGCCAAUUCUGUCACUUGGUCGUUCCUCAACAGGGCCCGGAAGACCCUUCCUUCACGGACCCGGAGGUGCUUAUGAGUGGCCUCACUCCCCAUGAGCUGGCCGACGGUGCACGGACAACAGAAUGCCAUCUCUGCAACAAGAUCGUCAGGCUCCGAGACAUGAAGACCCAUCUACGGCUUCACGAUCGCGAAAGGUUCUCCAGACCGAAGCCUAGGCUUUGCUCAAAUCGCAUUUGCGGACGAGUGAUCAAAUCCGAGGACGAGCAGAGAGUGCAGAAAGAGCAGCUUGGCUUGUGCAACGAAUGUUUCGGCCCGUUAUACGUCACAUCUUACGAUCCCGAGGGCAAGAUGUUGAGGCGAAGAAUCGAGAGGAGAUUACUUCAGCAGUUGACCGGCGGAUGUGGUAAGCCUUGGUGUCGCAACGUGGAUUUCUGCCGGACAGCGUAUAAGAAUGUCCAUGGCGAGGAUAGAGUCGUGUCCGCCAAAGAUGGCUUGGCCAUGGUCAAACCGAUCGUGAACGACAUCGCAAAUGGGACAACCACGUCAAUGGUCUUCUGCGUUGACGAAGCGAGUCAAUCACGCAGAAACCUUGCCGAUAUGAUCACGGGCGAAGGCGAAUAUGAGCUCGAGUGGUGCGUCCAGGCGCUUGAGGAGGAGAAAGGCGAUCUCGAUAGAGCACGGGAAUGGUUGAAGAACCGGGCUCCAAAGGUCGGCGAGCUGGUGUCGUGA
Messenger RNA from Cladophialophora carrionii CBS 160.54, 2286 nucleotides. RefSeq lists its product as uncharacterized. Bases 1 to 2286 code for a protein of 761 amino acids. The record is from RefSeq and is a predicted model, not a curated record. Gene Ontology annotation, cellular component: VCP-NPL4-UFD1 AAA ATPase complex. NCBI's taxonomy places the organism in Eukaryota, Fungi, Ascomycota, Eurotiomycetes, Chaetothyriales, Herpotrichiellaceae. The transcript has a single exon. Gene Ontology annotation, molecular function: polyubiquitin modification-dependent protein binding.